AUGCACUUCAGCACUAUUCUCGUCUCGGCGGGCCUCAUGGCUGCUGGAACUGUCCUUGCUGCCCCCAGCCAACUUGUCGAGCGCGCGCCUGUGGCCGAGUCCAUCGCCAACGCUACUGCCUUGGGAGUCGAUGUAUACGGCUCCAUCCCUGAUGAUGCUACCAAGGUUACUGAUGGCCACUACACCGCGGAACCGGGCACCAAGGCAUGGGCCUGGAUCCGUGCUCAGAUUGAUCUCCCCAACACUGCAGAGACUCGCUCAGAGAUCGAGAAGCGUCAAGGCUGGGCUAACAUCGGCAUUGGAAUGUUUGCCCAGGACUGGUGCAGCGGCCAGGCCGGCUGGUUUGACAACGUUAUCUACGGUAACCAGAACGUUGUUCAUCUCAACAUGUUCUCCGUCGGCAUUAGUUACCGUGGUCUGCGUAGCAACGAGCAACUCGAUUUUAGCAAGCUGUCUGGCAGCGACUGGUGCGGCACUUAUCUAUACAGCGCUGGUCAAAACACCCCAGUGGGCUGCUUUAACUCUCAAGCUAUCAACUGCUUCCGUCUGACCCAGCACUAA
Colletotrichum truncatum is the source of this 561-nucleotide messenger RNA. RefSeq lists its product as uncharacterized. The record is from RefSeq and is a predicted model, not a curated record. Lineage: Eukaryota; Fungi; Ascomycota; Sordariomycetes; Glomerellales; Glomerellaceae.